Messenger RNA from Athalia rosae (coleseed sawfly), 2420 nucleotides. RefSeq names its product mitochondrial DNA helicase (gene mtDNA-helicase). Bases 369 to 2270 code for a protein of 633 amino acids. Gene Ontology annotation, biological process: mitochondrial DNA replication. Gene Ontology annotation, molecular function: 5'-3' DNA helicase activity; single-stranded DNA binding; ATP binding. Lineage: Eukaryota; Metazoa; Arthropoda; Insecta; Hymenoptera; Athaliidae. Gene Ontology annotation, cellular component: mitochondrion. The record is from RefSeq and is a predicted model, not a curated record. The transcript has 6 exons.
CGGUGUAUUGUUCAUGUACUGAAUUCGUUAAAGAUUCCGAAAUUUCGUAACGUGUUGCAAUAGUUUUUUGAUAAAUAUUAACUGAAACUGGGAAUAUUCUUUCAUGUUACGAUACAAGGGGUUCUCUCAAUCGUUUAGACAUAGAUUUUUUUUUAUGACAAUAACAAUUUCCAGUAGAAAUUCACAAUACUGAGGAUCAUGAGGUUAUGCCGGGAAAAAGCUAUGGGAUAUUAAAAAUACAUGACAUUGAGUAGAUUGUAGAUAUGACAGCAGCAUAUCAUUCACCAUUCAACGUAUUUCGUUGAGGGUGUGUCAAAACAGAGCUUUAGAAAAUAAUUAUAAAUGUAAGCAGUUUAUGUGAGUAUAAUAUGUUGUUGAGGACCUUUGUUAAAUUGGAAAGAUUGUUAAAUCAGAAUAGACAAUCUCGGGUCAGAAAUAUUGUUUCUUCCACUCAUCGCUACUGCUGGGCAACUACAGACGAUGAGAACAGAGUAAGCCUCCUUCAAGUGAAAAAAUCUAUCAAGGCUCUAGGUGUUAGUUACAUAGAUGGUCAUGCCUGCCUCACUAUAGACUGUCCAGUUUGUGCUGUCACAAAACAGAAGGAUCAACCAAGAGUUUUCAUCAAUAAAACAACAGGAUUCUUUAUCUGUGAUAACUGUCGACAUACCGGACCAUGGAAUCUCUUGGAGAAAUUUUUGACACCCAAGAAGACUGGAAAAAUAAUAAAGGAGCUUGCUGCUCUAAAAGAAACCAUGCCUGUCAAAGAGGACUUCAAGAAUAGAUGGGAGAAACUCACAAACCACUGUACUUUAGUUUCAGCUCUCAAGGAAAAAGAUUAUCAAGACAUGCUUAAUCAUUUAGCCAUUCCGCAAGUGCCUCAAGUUUCUCUCUCUACUUUAAACGGUGCUUAUGAUCUUGUGACAAAGACACUACAUCUUCCUUUGGUGGAUUCAAGUGGCCAUAUAGCUGGUUAUAAGUCGCUGACAGAAUGGUCAGAAACAACGACUCCGACUUCUAAGGCCGGAGGUUUGAUAAUCUACAAACAAAAGGGUGCGAGAUCUGAGGCUACAAAUACGGCAGUAGUAGUCCCGAGUGUUCAGGACUUGAUUGCCUUGGUUUCCCAAAAAGCAAUUGCACAUGUCAUCUGUCUUCCACAUGAAUUGAAAAAUUUGCCCCAACAGAUCUUGCCUUAUUUAGAAUCUUACAAAAAAUUAAUAUUAUGGUUUGGAAACGAUGAAACGAGUUGGGACACAGCUAGAAACUUUGCAAAAAAGUUAGAUGAGCAGAGAUGCUUCUUUGUUAGACCAACUGGAAAUCAACCAAGCCCAAGAACCGCAAUCCAUUUUGGAUACGAUCUCAAAACUAUACUACAGAAUGCUCAACCAAUAUGGCACAAAAGCAUCACGACAUUUCAGAGCCUAAGGCAGGAUGUUCUGAGUGAUUUACAGAAUAUUGAUCGUGUUCAGGGUAUCAAGUGGAAGAGAUUCCCAGCUCUGAAUAAAACUUUGAAAGGACACAGGAAAGGAGAAUUAACAAUCCUGACCGGGCCCACAGGAAGUGGUAAGACGACCUUUAUGAGUGAAUAUUCGCUCGAUCUUGCAAUGCAGGGGGUAAAUACACUUUGGGGAAGCUUUGAGAUCAGAAAUGCAAGACUUGCUAGGACGAUGCUACAGCAGAUGGCUGGUAUUCCUUUGGAUAUAAAUUUAGACAGUUUCGAUUUGCAUGCAGAUGCAUUUGAGAAAUUGCCAGUAUAUUUCAUGACUUUCCACGGACAGCAAAAUGUCAAGGUUGUCAUGGAGGCCGUUGAACACGCAACAUACGUUCAUGACAUUGCUCAUGUGAUAAUUGACAAUGUUCAGUUCAUGAUGGGAAUGUCAGAUGAACAGAAGCACAUGGACAGAUUUUGGAAACAGGAUGCUGUUAUCGCAUCCUUCCGAACGUUUGCCACAAAAUUCAACUGCCAUGUGACUCUUGUAAUUCAUCCGCGGAAAGAAAGAGACUCAGAAGAUUUAACGACAUCCUCAAUUUUUGGUGGAGCAAAAGCCAGUCAAGAAGCAGAUAACAUUCUUAUAAUUCAAGAUAAAAGACUAACCAGCGUCAGAGGCAAAAAAUACUUACAGGUGACUAAGAAUCGAUACAGUGGAGACUUAGGUAUCAUGAUGAUGGAUUUCGACAAGGCCAGCUUGAGUUACGCUCCGAAAAAAAAAUCCAAAGUAGAAGAAGAAACAAUGCAAACACGACCAGACUCGACAAAUCCAAAAGUUAAUUGAGUUUAGAAAUCACAACGGAUGAAAAACCAGAAGUAUCAUGAUCGAUUGUUGUUAUUUUUGUACUAUCUGUUAGUAAAAUAUUUAACUUUUCCAUCGUCUUGAUUAUUUCGUUAUAUCGGAUGUGAUCUGAGGAAAAAUAGAUGAUGCAUA